Papilio xuthus (Asian swallowtail) is the source of this 1760-nucleotide messenger RNA. It is a transcript of the gene Aplip1, whose product is annotated as JNK-interacting protein Aplip1. Gene Ontology annotation, cellular component: cytoplasm. The record is from RefSeq and is a predicted model, not a curated record. Gene Ontology annotation, biological process: regulation of JNK cascade; JNK cascade. Gene Ontology annotation, molecular function: MAP kinase scaffold activity; JUN kinase binding. The transcript has 8 exons. NCBI's taxonomy places the organism in Eukaryota, Metazoa, Arthropoda, Insecta, Lepidoptera, Papilionidae. Bases 1 to 1320 code for a protein of 439 amino acids.
AUGGCUGACAGCGAGUUUGAAGAAUUUCGUCGAGUUUUCGAUAAAUUACCGCAGCAUAUCAAAGCCCCAUCAUCAUUUUACUCAUUGGUGCCAAAUGUGGGAUUGGUGGACGAAUCGCCAUCAUCCAAAAGUGAUGGUUCACCAGAAGAUGAUAAAGGGGGGGUUGGAGAUGCCGAAACGGUAAACAGCUCAACAGGAGCUGCGGAUGCUUCGGCAGCAAAUCAAGGCGACGUCACCGAUUCACAAUGCAGUCCUAGACAUCAAAAUUUUACCAACGGCGAAAGAAAACGAAGAAAACUUCCAGAAAUACCAAAGAAUAGAAAAUCUACAGUCAUGGGUUCAAAUCAGCCCGCUUCCCUGGCAGAUGAAUUAGGGGCACUAUCAGGUGGAAUAGUUCGCCCGGCAGGUCAAAGUCGACCAUUGUUAGUACUGAAGUGUGGAUACCUCCUCGACGAAGACUCCAGUCCAGAUUCAGAAAGACUACAAAGUCUUGGGGAUGUAGACAGCGGCCACAGUACUGCACAUUCACCUAUCGAUACCGGCCCAAAGAGCUUAUCGCCAACGCCACUUCAACAAAAUGUGUCACCAACCUCAAGCUGCAGCAUCAGUGGUACAAAUUACUCUGGCAAUAUGACAACAGUUCCGCACAGCCAUCUAGAGAUAUUAGAAGCGACCCACAGGGGCCUAUACAAAUUCAAUCCUAGACAUCACGAUGAACUUGAACUAGAAAUAGGAGAUCCCAUUUACGUUCAAAAAGAAUGUGAAGAUUUAUGGUCUGAAGGAGUUAAUUUAAGGACUGGCCAGCAAGGAAUUUUUCCUUCAGCAUAUGCAGUCGACAUGGAAUAUAACGACUUUGAUCCAGCUAAUGUCAAGAUUAAAAGGGAAAGAUAUCUCCUCGGGUACAUGGGAUCAGUUGAGACCUCGGCCCAUAAAGGUACAGCUGUUGUAUGUCAAGCGGUUAAAAAAAUUGUUGGAGAUUAUACUGGAGAUUUCGAAACACAGACGUGUAUUUUGGAAGUUUCUGACCAAGGCCUACGCAUGGUUGAUCGUACAAGACAUGAGACGAAAGGAGUGAAAGCGCCGUGCCUUGAUUAUUUCUAUUCAUUGAAGAACGUAUCUUUCUGUGCGUUUCAUCCACGUGACCACAGAUAUCUUGGCUUCAUCACUAAACAUCCAACUUCACAAAGGUUUGCAUGUCACGUUUUUCGAGGGAUGGAAUCCACAAGACCGGUAGCUGAAUCUGUUGGGAGAGCAUUCCAGAGAUUUUAUCAGAAGUUUAUAGAAACAGCAUACCCCAUAGAAGACAUUUAUAUAGAAUAAGUUUAGUUUAAGGACGUAUAACGUAUCAAUUCAGCAAUAUUAAAAAGCUUUCACACUUUUGCCGAAGACUAAACGUUAGAGACAACAUAUUUAUAUUAUAUUUUGAAUAAAAUAAUGUACAUUUAUAGUUAAAUGUACUUAUCGUAACUGGUUCAUAAAUAAUAAUAAUUAAGCAUAUAUCUAAAACAACCAGUCAGAAAAAUAUCUGUGAAUACUGGCUUUAAGAAACGAUUUAUUUCGUUAAUAAUAGCUAUGCCUUCUGAGGAUAUUUACUUAAGUAAAAAGCAAUCACAUUUACAGUAAUUUUUCAUAUGUUAUAUUAAAAAGGACGUGGUUUGUAUUAAGGAGUAAUAAUUGUAAUCGAUGCCUUGCAUUGCGCCUUGCUUGCUAAGGUUAUUCUUUAUUAAGAGGAGUAAAAUUAAUAUAUAAAUAAAAAUAAG